AUUACUGCUGUCCCGUUUCAUCAGCAACGAAUUUUGUAGAUGCGUAAAGGGAUUCUUCACAAAGAUUGCACCAAGCGCUACAUCGACAUAGCCUGAAUGAUGACACGCUAGCAGCCCAUUCCGGUAUCCGUGGAAACUCAACAAGCCACCAAGCCUCAGCAGCGGAAGCAAAACAAAGCAGACCCAGUCAGACAGCUAGUGUGGGGUGUUCCUCGGGUUCCUUGGAUAUGGAACGCAGAACCCACCACCGCUUAGCACCUUGCCUGGUGUUCCCCGUGUCGGUUCCAGUGCUGGCUUUGCUGGGAUGCCUCCCCUGUAUGCUGCUGGGGUUCCCCUUUGGCCCCGCCUACCCGCUGGACCCUACACCCAGGAUCACAGUCCCAAUCGAUGGGCUUCUGGGUUGUAAUCGCUUUAGUGGUGGUGCGGUGAACUACAGUACACUGCUGCUGGAGGAGGAGGCUGGGGUUUUGUAUGCAGGAGCCAGAGACGCCAUCUACGCCCUCGACACCAACAACAUCUCCAGCACCAGGAGCAACUACACGAUAAAAUGGCCGGCCACGCCAGAGCAGAAGAGACAGUGCCUGAAUAAAGGCAGAGACAAUCAGACAGAGUGCUACAAUCACAUCCGCUUCCUGCAGCGGUUGAAUGAGACUCACUUGUAUACCUGUGGCACGCACGCCUUUAAGCCCCUCUGUGCCUACCUGGACGUGGAGCAGUUUCACCUGUCCCGAUUCGAGGACGGUCGAGACAGGUGCCCCUAUGACCCAGUGAAGAGCUACACAGGGAUGCUUCUGGAUGGCGACAUGUUCUCCGCCUCCCAGUACGAGUUCCGCAGUAACUCCGAUGUGCGUCGCAACUUCCCCUUCCCCCUGCUGAAGACGGAGGAGGCCCCCACCAGAUGGCUGAUGGAGGCUGAUUUCGUGGGUUCAGCCCUGCUGAGGGAGAGUGUGAACAGCUCCAUUGGUGAUGAUGACAAGAUCUACUUCUUCUUCACGGAGAAGGACAUGGAGCAGUCCCCCUACUCCAGCCACACCAGGGUGGCCAGGGUGGCACGAGUAUGCAGGGGUGACAUAGGUGGUCAGCGUACUCUGCAGCGGAGGUGGACAUCCUUCCUGAAGGCUCGUUUGCUCUGCACCCUGCCUGACUACCAGCUGCAGCUCAACGUGCUCAAGAGUGCCGCCCUGCUGGAGACUCCCAAUGUCACAGACAGCCUCUUCUACGGUGUCUUUGGACUGGAAUGGAAAGGUGCGAAGGCCUCAGCCGUGUGUGUGUACUCCCACUCUGACAUCCAGAAGGCGUUCGAUGGACCCUAUAUGGAGAUGCAGGACUCCAAAUGGAGGGAGUUCACUGGGAAGGUGCCGGAACCAAGACCCGGCUCGUGUAUAACCAAUCAGCACCGGGCGUUGCUCAUCAACUCGUCACGUGACCUGCCGGACAACGUGCUGUCGUUCGUAAGGCGCCACCCCCUGAUGGCCUCGCCGGUGCUGCCGCUCCGAGGUCGCCCUCUGCUGGUCAAACGCAGCAUCAACUACAGCAAGAUCACACUGCUGCCCGUCGCCGCUGCCAGUGGCGCUGUGUACAACAUGCUGUUUCUGUGUACAGAUGAGGGCUGGCUGCACAGGGCAGUGGAGCUGGAAGAUCACGUGCACAUCGUGGAGGAAUUGCAGCUGUUCAGAGUACCCCAGCAAAUCUACAGCAUGGUCAUCUCACAAAGCCAGAGGAGUGUCUACCUGUCUUCUCAGUCUGGUGUGGUGCAGGUUCCCUUAUCCACCUGUAGGAGGUACACCUCAUGUUUCGACUGUGUGUUCGCUCGAGACCCAUUCUGUGCCUGGAACGGCAGGACGUGUGUCGAUAUCUCCCAAUACGCAAACAGGUCAACUCUGAUUCAAGAUAUUGAAAUGGGGAAACGGGGCUGCCCCAGUAACACACUGGAUUGGUCUGCUAUGCACCGCACCCGCUCUGUGAUGGCAGGAGACGAUGUCUUACUCCAAUGUAAGCUGCGCUCCAACCUGGCAACCCCCCUCUGGACACUCAACGGCCGAGACCUGGCAACCUCCUCCAGUUCAGGAUCCAGUUCCACUUCGUCCUCGGGUUGGAGUGCCGGUUCUGCGGUGGUCCCAGGCUGGACCUCCCCCUCGUCUUCGGGCUAUCGCGUGGGUCCGGACGGCCUGCUCAUCGUGUCCGCGCGGCCCCGUCAGAGCGGCUCCUACCGCUGCUUCUCUGUGGAGAACGGCCUCCGCGUCCCCUCGCGCCGCUACACCGUCUGGAUCCAGGCCCCCGUCCUCCCCUCCCCCUCCUCCCUACGGCCCGACGACGACCGUCACCGUGACAACGAGGACGAUUAUGACAUCGCAGAUGACGAUGAUGAUGAUGAUAACCAGCUCCUGUUCCUCAGCACCAGCGCCCCCACGCCGCUCUCGGCGCUGCCUGCCCCCCUCCCCCCAGGGGGCCCCGAGGGCUCGCAGGCUUACAGACACAUGGAGGCUCUGUACGUCUCCCUGGUGGCCGUCCUGGGGGGGCUGUGCCUGGUGCUGACGGUGGUCCUGCUGUACGUCAGCUUCUGUGCUCGUGGUGGUGGAGGUGGAGGUGGAGGUGGGGCUGGUAAUCAGAUCAGGAAGUACUCCCAGCAGUUGGCAGGGGCCAUGAGUGGCGAGCGUAAACGCAGCUCGCACUUCGAGCUGAAGACCGUGUCGAGCCACUGCAACGGCCGCUCGUCACGGCGCGGCACCGCGUUAGCCGAAGACGGCAGCUUUCUGCAGAUCAUGUCUCCGGGCGGCGACGGCGGCUGCAUUCCGGGGUCGCCGUGCAACAGCGACCGCACCCCUCCGCCCGCGCCGCCGCUGCCCGUGGCACCGCCCUUACCCGGCGGCGGCGCGGAGUACGCCAACACCAACGGGCUGUCGGCCACCCUGCCCAGCGUGCUGCGCAAGAUGAACGGCAACAGCUACGUGCUGCUGGGGCAGGCGGAGGUGGCGGAGAGCACCUCGCCCCUCUACCACUCCUUCACCGAGGAGCUGAACCGCAUCCUGGAGAAGAGGAAGCACACGCAGCUGGACGACGACCCGGCACACGAGCACGAGCAACACCUGCAGACGGACACGGAGAGCUCCUUGUAGAGGCGGACUACUAGUAGCACCCUGUUGUAGCCACUCCCUUGUCGAACAUACAGAGACUACAGAGCGCUGUAUACCCUAAAGAUCUCCUCUUCAUCCUUCCAUUCCAUUCAACUCCCAGAGUAGGGGUUGGCAACAGGUAACCUAGGGUAAAACAGACACUUCUUGAAUAGAAAUGGAGACUUUUUGUACCAGAGGACCCCUAAACAGCGUAAAAUUGCCUAAUGCUAGAAAGAUGUUCUGGCUCUGCUUUCCCCCUUACCACACGCGAAAUUACCCAUAAGAGGUUGCCCUGGCCAACAAGUAGUUCAGGCAAAGCAAGGGAGUGGUGUCCCUGAUCACCCAAGGGCCCCAAGAGGAUGUUGAUAUGAGUAUAGAGCAAGACGGUUUAAUCAGGCAGAGGCGGAGAGCACCUCUCCCCUCUACGACUCGUAAACCGAGGAGCCGAACAGCAACCUGGAGAGGAGGAAGCAUGCACGGCUGGAGGACGACCCGGGAUACGAGCAACAUCUGCAGACGGACACAGAGAGCGCCAUGUAGCGACAUGUUGCACUGUGACCAGUGACGAUCCUACAAUUACUGGCGCCGCUCGCUCCACCCAAUCACAGCCCCGUCCCUGGCACACAAAAAAAUCACAAAGAAACGGCGAGAAAAAAAUGCUCAUAACUGCAGAUAAAAAACCUCUAAUAUCAUGUUAUUAUUGCAAUAGCAUUUUAAAACUAGCGCUAAUUGGAGAUUUGUGAUGGUGCUCAACUGUAUAAUGAAGAAUCAGAAGCCCCAACAGCUCGAUGAUGAUUAUGAUCAGCACUUGUAGACAGACACAGAGUGCCAGGUAGGGACGUAGCAUCUACUUGUCACCCUACACACAGCCACAUACAGAUACACACAGCCAUGCACCAGUACACACAUCCUAUCCGUGCCCCCUCUUCAACACUGGACCCUACCCAGUUUUACCCCAGUGCAGUCGGGACACAAGGACGUGGCAUCACUCUGUCAGCCCACACACAGUCGUAUAAACACACACAGAUGAGAUCUCACCCCAUUUAUGUCCUCUUACUGUAGGCACCUCUAAACCCCCAGCCAGGUAACCUACACCAUUUGCCACCUCCACGUCAUCCCCAGGUCACUAAACAUGGGCAAUAUAGUUUUUUGAGUGGUGCUUUGUUUUUUCCAACUUUUAGUCUAGGUACCUAGGUACCGGUUUGCCUCUUGUUUCCUGUUUCCUCUUGUCAUUGCCGUGUGUGGUGAUAGUGGGUGAACCUCGGUGCAAUAAGAUCCCUUUUUUGUGUUCUUGUGAAAACAAAACAAAAAAAUCAUUGUGAUAAAAACGGUGAAAAACUGUGUUGUCUGUACAGUUGAACUCUGCAGUGCUGUGAUCCUGUUGCCACACUGGAAUACUACUGAACUUUAAUUGAACGGCCAUAGAACUGAAUAGAACUUCAAUUGAAUGGCCAUAGAACUGAACUGGUGUGACAGAGAACCAUGACUUCUGACGGAUUCUGAGACGAUGAGUAUAGAUCAUUGGUCCACGACGCUGUAUUUAUUUUGUAUUUAAUGUACGUAAUUGACCUGUCCUUUUUUUUCUCGGGUAAAAAUAAUAUUUCUUGUAUUCUUGUUAAACGACCUAAGCAUUUACUGUUUGUAUGAUAUUGCAGGAAAGGAAAGGCCAUAGCAAGCAGUACUGAAGUCUGUGGGAUUCCAAUCUGUGAGAUUGGACCACAUCGCAGGCUCUUUUUAGAAGCUCAAAGAUUGAAUGCACUUGGAUGAAUGGACUGAAAAUGACUUUGUGCUUGAUCCCCUGGGGAACUGUAUUUUGUUGUACAGUAUAUAAAAACAAUCGAAUUAUAUUAUCCAAGUGUGUGAAUACAAUGCAGCCAAUAGUAGCAACUCAAUGACACUAUAUAUACAGUAAUAUCUAUUACAGAAGGUAGUGCAUCGUGAGAAACAGUAGAUGAAAGUGUAUCCCUGGCUAGGGCGCCUAAAUGAUGAAGAUUAAAGCAAACAGUGUUAAUAGUUUGAUCCUUCACAGUUUAAGGCAAAACAAGAUUAUUUGCACAGCAGAUUUCAUACUCUGGGGCAAUGGCAAGGCUAAUUAAGUAGUGCAUCCAAAGACGAAGCAGAGCCAGGGGUGGUCCAUGAUUUAGAAUUGCAAAUUAUACUGUACAUUUUCUUCAAUCAGCAACCAGCAGACGUGGUGUGUCCUCUUCAUUGUGUAAAUAUGACAGCAGAGUAAAAUAGCCACGGUGCCAAUGCUGUUCAUUGUUGAAUCUGAAAUAUUCAUCUCAUGGUCAAUGGCCAAGCACAAGUGGUACCGAGCAAUGGCUAAGGACAGAGAA
Messenger RNA from Engraulis encrasicolus (European anchovy), 5449 nucleotides. It is a transcript of the gene sema4gb, whose product is annotated as sema domain, immunoglobulin domain (Ig), transmembrane domain (TM) and short cytoplasmic domain, (semaphorin) 4Gb. Gene Ontology annotation, cellular component: plasma membrane. Bases 228 to 3116 code for a protein of 962 amino acids. NCBI's taxonomy places the organism in Eukaryota, Metazoa, Chordata, Actinopteri, Clupeiformes, Engraulidae. Gene Ontology annotation, molecular function: semaphorin receptor binding; chemorepellent activity. The transcript is spliced from 16 exons. Gene Ontology annotation, biological process: negative regulation of axon extension involved in axon guidance; negative chemotaxis; axon guidance. The record is from RefSeq and is a predicted model, not a curated record.